Gongylonema pulchrum is the source of this 1167-nucleotide messenger RNA. The record is from the annotation of a GenBank genome assembly. NCBI's taxonomy places the organism in Eukaryota, Metazoa, Nematoda, Chromadorea, Rhabditida, Gongylonematidae.
AUGAUAUGCAGCAGCAGUCGCUGUCCAUAUCAGAAGCAGCUACUGCAUCGCGAUUGCUACCAAGCAUUAGAAGAUCAACUAAUCAAAAUUAUGGGCAAAUGUGGACCUGCUCGUUUUUGGACUGAUGCUGAAAAACGAUGGAACUUGUGGGACAAGAAAGGUUUGGCGCUGAUUCAGCAGCGAUGUGGCUGCCUUUGCGGUCUUGGACAGAUGCGUCUUGAUGUGGCAGCCGCCGGUUUCUUGCCAUCUGAAAAGAAAUUAGCAGAAGGAGCAACUUCUGUCGCACCGUGUUUCCAAGCAAUGAUACAACUCCAACAGCACGGCCUAUCACAAAAUAUUUCGGCGGCAGGGUUUGCUAUUUUGUUCCAGAAUCAUCGCGGUGCUGCUUACAGUGGUCUACAUUACCGCUUGAACGACCGUCCUCAUUCUUUUCCAACAUCCAGUUCCAAUUUUUCAUUGAAAGUGGAAACGUUGCUGGAGCGGUUGUUCGUCAGAAAAUCCAAAUGUGUAAAUGAGCUGGAUGUUGAGAGAGGACAGGAGCGGCUGUCGCUGCAAAAUGCAAUCGUUUCUGAUGAAAUUUACCAAAUUGCACUUAUUCGUCGUAUUAUUAUUGUUAGAGAAGUGGUACCGGGCGCACAGUUAUUUAUUACAAUCGAUCCUGUAAGCAGCAGCAUCUUGAUUCACCAAUCACCAAAUAUGAAGCUUCAUAAGCAGGUACACACUCAACCAAUGACUAUAUUUUUAGCGGAUUUUUCCCAUAGUCCAACGAGAAGCGAAAAAACACAGAAGUUCACGAAAAGCAGUCUAUUGCCAGAAGAUCAGGGGGUAAACACAUUCUGCUUGUAUAUGAUCGCUGCAGCUCCUGUCAAUCUUUUUUUCUGCGAGAACUCACUGCACAGCAAUCAUCUUCACACUACUUCAUUGCAGUCGACUGGAGUGAGGCAGUGCAAAGUUGGGACUCCCCAACGUAAACUAGCGAUAGGCCAAAGUGUUAUUUGUCCUGAUGAGGAAUCACCAGAAUUUGAACAGGACAAAAAACAAGGCAAGGAAAUGGACCAGACUUGCGAGGAUUCACUGGGAGAGUACCAGCUUUUCGGCCGAGGCUCGUUAACGUUGGGAGAAAUGCUGCUAGAGAAACUUGGUCUCUCGACAACCUUGUUUUUCUAA